Molecule: messenger RNA, 661 nt
Organism: Fukomys damarensis (Damara mole-rat)
Lineage: Eukaryota; Metazoa; Chordata; Mammalia; Rodentia; Bathyergidae
Gene: Rpl12
Product: ribosomal protein L12
Exons: 7
Coding region: 114-611 (165 amino acids)
Biological process (GO): translation
Cellular component (GO): ribosome; cytosolic large ribosomal subunit
Molecular function (GO): large ribosomal subunit rRNA binding; structural constituent of ribosome
Source: RefSeq, a predicted model, not a curated record
CGGCGUGGUCGGGAAAUCUUCCGGUCUUUUGGCUUUCGGCUAGGAGGAGGCUAGGGUGCAACUUUCCUCGGUCGUCCCGAAUCCGGGUUCAUCCGACACCAGCCGCCUCCACCAUGCCGCCGAAGUUCGACCCCAACGAGGUCAAAGUCGUGUACCUGAGGUGCACCGGUGGCGAAGUCGGCGCUACGUCCGCCCUGGCCCCCAAGAUCGGCCCUCUGGGUCUGUCUCCGAAAAAGGUGGGUGAUGACAUCGCCAAGGCAACUGGUGACUGGAAGGGUCUGCGGAUUACGGUGAAGCUGACCAUUCAGAACAGACAGGCCCAGAUUGAGGUGGUGCCUUCUGCUUCUGCCCUGAUCAUCAAAGCCCUCAAGGAGCCACCAAGAGACAGAAAGAAGCAGAAAAACAUUAAACACAGUGGAAAUAUCACUUUUGACGAGAUUGUCAACAUUGCCCGACAGAUGCGGCACCGGUCUUUAGCCAGAGAACUUUCUGGAACCAUUAAAGAGAUCCUGGGGACCGCCCAGUCUGUGGGCUGCAAUGUGGACGGCCGGCACCCUCACGACAUCAUAGACGACAUCAACACCGGGGCCGUGGAGUGCCCGGCUAGCUAAGAAUAAGAAGCCUAAGAAAAAUGUAUUUCAAUAAAAAGAUGAUCUGACAA